AUGGUCAACAUUUGCUGUUUAACACUCGUGUUUGUACUCAAUAUUGUUGCGGGCAGUUGUCUGGACCCGAGCCAGUCUUCCCAUUGCUAUUCCCAUCAAUACUCAAACCCAUUGAGAUUUUAUGGCACAAAAACGACUUACACUGUGGCCAAAGCGACCCUCGAUUCCAGUCAACCCAUUGAUCACAAUUGGUAUUCAAUACCAAAAUGCAAACCCAUUAUGUUUUACUUCAUCGGCCGCCACGCCAUCAGAUAUCCCGACGGCGACGACAUCACCGAAAUGUCGCGAGUGUUGGGCAAACUUCAGCAACAGAUUGUCAACGCGUCGGCUCUGGGAUUGACACAACUGUGCGAACAGGACUUACAGUCCAUUCAUAACUGGAAAUUAAAUAUGAAUGAAACGGACGACAACCGGAUCAGUGAUACGGGAAUUGUUGAAACGCGAGCUAUCGCCAAAGACUUUAAACUAAGAUAUCCAACACUUUUGGACCCAACGAAGACAAUGAUCGAUAUCGGAGUCACCACUAAAGUGAGAACAUUGCAAACGGCCGACGCUUUUCUACAAGAAAUCACUUCCGAUUCCAAACCCAUUGAACAGACAUCAGAAGAGGACUACAGUGAGAGUGCGAGCGAUAGUGCGAGCGGUGAAUCUGCUGACAUAUUGAGUGAAGUAACAAAAUCCGAAAAGGAUUUACUGUAUUUUCACGACACGUGCGAAGACCUACUGUUAGAACAGGGCGUAAGACUUGAAAAGCCGAAACGUGUGAAAGAUUUGCGUAAAAGUACUUCAAUGCAAGCGAUUAUCAAACGAGUUAACGACAGGCUUGGCUUCGGUGCGGGCAAUGAGAUCGAUGCUAAAGUGCUCCGGCAUAUAGUGAGGGCCUGUUAUUUUGAAUUCGCUAUUUUCGGCCAAAACAGCGGCUGGUGUUCACUACUCGGUAACGACGAGAUCAAGAUUCUGGAAUAUUUAGACGAUAUCGAAGACUAUUACGAAGACGCUUACGGUCGUAAUAUAAAUAGCAAACAAACGUGUCCUUUGAUUGGAGAUCUGUUCGCAAAAGUGAAACAAUCAGUGAAGUCGUCGAAAGAUACGAAAACGUAUCUGCAGUUCACACACGCGGGUGUUAUGAAACGCCUGUACUCUGGUUUGGGUCUCUUUGAUGUAUUGCACGAUAACAUUGACUUUAAAUCUGAUGAAAGCGUUUGCUUGAAUGACGGCCGCAAUUGGAAGUCAUCAUUGAUUUGUCCAUUUAAUGCCAAUUUUGCGGCCGUUCUCUACAAAUGCAAAGACGAUAAGAAAAAUGUCGAUAAAAAGUAUGGAAAAUACAAAUUAUUGACUUUAGUUCAGGAGAAACCGGUGGUCAUAAAGGGUUGCGACUCAUACCUGUGUUCUGUUGAUAAAUUCAUUGAAUCGUAUCAACAAAUGUCAUCCAAUUGUGAUCUUAAAGAGAUUUGCAAAAUAUAAAUAUUAUUUUUUGUCAAUAAUGGUUUUUAUUUGGCAUCUGUUUUAUAAUUUAUGAAAUUAUUUUAAAUUUUUAACGACAAUUGUAUUGCUUUUGAAAAACAUUUUAUAUAAAAA
Medioppia subpectinata is the source of this 1578-nucleotide messenger RNA. Lineage: Eukaryota; Metazoa; Arthropoda; Arachnida; Sarcoptiformes; Oppiidae. The record is from the annotation of a GenBank genome assembly.